Molecule: messenger RNA, 1194 nt
Organism: Pipistrellus nathusii (Nathusius's pipistrelle)
Lineage: Eukaryota; Metazoa; Chordata; Mammalia; Chiroptera; Vespertilionidae
Source: the annotation of a GenBank genome assembly
AUGGGGGCGGGGGUUGCCCCUAAGGGGCGUGGCCGGAAAACCGGGGCGGGGCGGGACACAGAAGUGGCCCCGUGGGAUUGCACGGAGCGGCGCCCAGCUCCCACCGCUGGGCAGGCAGCGAGUGCGGGUCUGGCGGAGCGCGGUGGCGCGCGGAGACCGAGAGGCGACCGCGGGCGGCAGGGCCCCGGGCGGCAGGGCCCCCGGAGGCGCGCCGCUCGGCCGGGCCGGGAGUCGCGUCAGUCGGUGUUGCCGGCCGAGCGCGGUCCGCCUCCCUCUCAGCGAUCAUCCGGCCUGAGGGCGGCCAGAGGGCAUGUCGGACCCCGCAGGGGCGCCGCCGCCGCCGCCGCCGGUGCGCGCGGGCCGCGGGUGAGGAAGAGAGCGCGACCUCGCAAAGUCCGGAGCAAAGAGGUGGCCCGGAGCGCAGAGGAGCUCCGGAGCGAAGAGGAGGUGCUGAGCGAACAGGUGGCCGGGAACGAAGAGGCGGCCCCGAGCAAGGAGGAGGCCCCGAGCGAAGAGGACGCUCCGGACGAAGAGGAGGCUCCGGACGAAGAAGUGGCCCAGAAUGUAGAAAUGGCGGCAGCCGGACUCAGCGUGACCGUCACCCACAGCAAUGAGAAGCAUGACCUUCAUGUUACCCCACAACAGGGCAGUAGUGAACCAAUUGUCCAAGAUCUGGCCCAGGUUGUUGAAGAAGCCACAGGGGUCCCGCUACCUUUUCAGAAACUCAUAUUUAAGGGACAGUCGCUGAAGGAAAUGGAGAAGCCAUUGUCUGCAGUUGGAAUACAAAAUGGUUGCCGGAUCAUGUUAAUUGGGAAAAAGAACAAUCCAGAGGAAGAAAUUGAACUAAAAAAGUUGAAAAUUUUAGAGAAGUCUGUGGAGAAGAUAGCUGACCAACUGGGAGAGUUGAAUAAAGAGCUUUUUGGAAUCCAACAGGGUUUUCUGGCCAAGGAUUUGCAAGCUGAAGCACUCUGCAAACUGGAUAGGAAAGUAAAAGCCACAAUUGAGCAGUUUAUGAAGAUCUUGGAGGAGAUUGAUACACUAGUUCUGCCAGAAAAUUUCAAAGAAAGUAGACUGAAAAGGAAGAGUUUGGUGAAAAAGGUUCAGGCAUUCCUAGCUGAGUGCGACAUAGUGGAGCAGAACAUCUGCCAGGAGACAGAGCAGCUGCAAUCCACAAACUUGGCCCUGGCCAAAUGA